AUGGCCGCUCGCCGGAGCACCAGCUCCACCCGACGCGGCCUCCUCCCCGCCCUCCUUCUCAUCCUCUGCUCGUCCGUCCCGCCCCUCGCCGCCGCAUACCGCCCAGGAGACAUCGUCCCGAUGCUCCGCUCGGGACAGUACCACGGCUCGAGGACGGUGUGGUUCGACGUGGUGGGCCGCCACUGCCCGGCCUUCGCAGUCAACCGGGAGGUGCUGAUGCCAAUCCCAAAGCCGACGGGGUUCACUGGUGCUGAUCCGUACAAGAUAACAUUUCAAAUUGGACAUGAAAAGUUCCAUGUUCCUUGGCUUUAUGUUAUAAAUCGCAAGACCUCUGAAGUUCCACUGAUCGAUUUCCAUUUGAAGUACUCUGGAAAUGAUAUACUUGGGGUAACAGCUAAAGUUGUGGACAUGCCUCACCACUACGUGGAAGUUCAUCCUGACAUAAAGAAGAAUUUCUGGGAUCCACAGAAUUGGCCAAAAUAUGUUCUUGUUAGAUAUACAUGGGAGGAGCAAUCAGAGAUAGAUGUUGCUGGAGGAUUUUAUGUGUUAUUUGGAUCCGGGCUUGUUUUGUCCUUCAUCCUUGCAAUAUAUGUCCUACAGUCAUCUCAAGAGAAGUUGACAAGGUUUGUGCGAGAAGCAGUUGCAGAUAGUAGCCUCCCAGAGGGAGGAGUUGCAAAGGUCGAGUGA
Miscanthus lutarioriparius is the source of this 687-nucleotide messenger RNA. NCBI's taxonomy places the organism in Eukaryota, Viridiplantae, Streptophyta, Magnoliopsida, Poales, Poaceae. The record is from the annotation of a GenBank genome assembly.